UUCCCCUCCGUGAUAGGCUCUCCACGCUUCAGCUUCAAUGAAUGACUCUUCUUCACAUGAGUCAAACCGGGAAGACCACAUCAUAAGGUACCUAUCUCAUUCAAAAUCAACUUUAGCCCAUUUCCUGCCAACGACACCAUCAACCUCUACCACACUCGGAUCUUGGUACCAACCAAAAUGGGCAAAUUCCACACCACUCUCCCUCCCUCUCUCCUCCCUUGGAUCCUCUCGCAACCCGUCUUCUUUGUCACCACCGCUCCCCUUUCUCCCCAGGGCCACAUCAACGUCUCGCCCAAAGGCACCUUCCCCAACAUCAACUCGUUUGGCUACAUUCCCACCCAUGAGUCCGAACCAAGCAAGCCAGCCCAAUUCUGGUAUCUCGACCUCUCCGGAUCCGGAUCGGAAACGAUUGCCCAUCUGUACGAACCGGAAAAUGGGCGGAUCACAGUCAUGUUCUGCGAGUUUGGGAAAGCGGCGCCGAGGAUUGUGAGAUUGUUUGGACGAGGACAGGUGUUGGAGAAUGGGACGAAGGAGUUCCAAGAGUGGACCAAGAAGGAAGGCGUCGAAGUGGUCCCGGGCGCCAGAAGUGUCGUGGUGGUGGAGGUGGAGCUGGUGGGCGAUAGCUGCGGGUUUGCGGUGCCGGUGAUGGAGUUUAGGGAGAGGCGGGAGGUGUUGAAUGAUCAUUGGCGGAAGAAGGUGGAAAGGUUCGAGAAGGGACUGAGUAAGGAGAGUUUGGAACGAUACUGGGCGUACAAGAACGCUUGGAGCUUGGAUGGAUUACCGGGCAUGGAGGUGGCGAGGAAGACAGGCGAGAAGGAGGGGAUUGCACCGAUUGAGAAGAUGGUUGGGCCGAUGGCGAGGAACUUGCCGUAUUCUCGAAGGAAUUGGUACAGCUCAUUGGGCAUUUGGGCGGUGAUAUUGCAGGUUGUCUUGACCGCCAUUGUGGUUCUGGCUGGCGAGAGACUGAUGGGAUUUAGAUGAGUAUUUCCAUGGUUUAGCGAACAGCGUUUCCAUCAUUCAGAUCAUGGACUGUAUUCCAGGGGUCACAUAUAGAAAGGUCUUUGUCCAUUAAGAUAUUCUUCUGGCUAUCAUGUAAAACGCUAUCAUGUCUUUUGCCCAGGAGGUUCCCCCCCAAAAAAACACAUUUACCAAGGCACAUUCUCCCCCCUAUAGUUAAAGAACUUGCCGUUGUCCUCGUCCUUCAACCCAUGCACAACCUUCAACUGCCCGGCCACACUCUCCUCCGGGCUCAGCAUCGCUCCGUCACCACCCAUGUCCGUCUUCACCCAGCCGGGACACAUGACGAUCACCACGGCACCCUUCAAGCCCGCCUUUCUGAGGUCGGUCGCCAGAUGGGCAUUCAACAUGUUCAACGCGGCCUUGCUGAUCGAGUACGCCGUGGCCCGUCCCAAGCCGCUCAGCGUCAUUUGCACGCUGCCCAGCGUAGAGCUCAUGUUCUGCACCCUGACGUUCUCGCUCAACAGGCCCUGCUGGAGGAGGAACUCGAGCAGCUUGGCAGGACCGAGGACGUUGGUCUUGAUGGUGUCGAGCAAGUCAUCGGGGGCCAGCUGCAACGACGAGUUCUGCUCGGAGAGGUUGACGCCGGCGUUGUUGAUGACGUAGUCGAUCUUGGUGUCUCCGAGAGUGGAGCGGGCGGUCUUGGCAAAGUCGCGGAUGGAGGACAGCGACGAGGUGUCGCAUUCGAGGAUGUGGGUCUUCUCGCUGGCGAGGGAUUUCAGGGAGGAGUGGUCCUUGGAGAGGUUGCGGACGAGAGCGAGAACGGUGUUGUCUGGGGACUGGGUGAGCUGGCGGACGAUUUCGAGGCCGAUGCCGCGGUUGGAGCCAGUGACGACGU
Messenger RNA from Neurospora crassa OR74A, 1855 nucleotides. Its product is annotated as pyridoxamine phosphate oxidase. The transcript is spliced from 2 exons. Bases 178 to 981 code for a protein of 267 amino acids. Lineage: Eukaryota; Fungi; Ascomycota; Sordariomycetes; Sordariales; Sordariaceae. The record is from RefSeq and is a predicted model, not a curated record.